UGUAACACUUCUUACUCCAUACAUUGAACAAAAAACGAGAUUGCCUGUUGUCCACUUUAUACAAUAAAUUAAUAUAUUUAACUAAAAUUGCCGGUAUUUUUCUUGUAUUUGGUCUGACGGCUGGGGGAGUCUCUCCGAUUUAUUUAUAGCAGCUUUUCCCCUAGAGAUUGUAAUACCAUGAGUUAUUCACAAAUGUGACCAUGAGUUUUUCACAAAUGUGACCAUAAGUUUCUCACAAAUGUGACUAUGAAUUUCUCACAAAUGUGACCAUAAGUUUUUCACAAAUGUGACCAUGAAUUUCUCACAAAUGUGACCAGAUAAAAUUAAGAUAAAGAUAAAAUUCUUAUUUGAAUGUUCAUGUACAAGUAUACAUUCAUGAUAUUCAGAUUUACCUUUCUUAUCUUCAAACCCCUUGUGAUAUUGAAUCCCUCCCUGUGAAGUAAAGUAUAAAAGAUAGGACUCCUCAUUGAUCCUCACACAAUCUACACUGAAGUUCUGAAAACGAAGAUUUGACAAAAGGAUUCAUCAUGGCAGUCAUGAGAGCUCUUGUGCUUCUUUUCUUGGUCUUUUCUGUUGAGAAUGCAGCCGCUCAAGGGAAAUGCCCAAAUGAAUGGACACCUUUUGGUGUGCAAUGCUACAAAUUCUUCCCUCAGUCAGUGGACUGGGCCACAGCUGAGAAAAACUGUCAAUCUGUUGGUGCAAAUCUUGCAUCUGUGCGCAAUACAGUCGAAAGCAACUUUCUCCUGAGUCUUGUUCCUGCUGACACAAAAACUUGGAUUGGUGGCCAUGAUGCUGCAGUGGAGGAACAAUGGCUGUGGACUGAUGGAUCUCCAUUUGACUUUACCAACUGGUGCUCUGGACAACCUGACAAUAAAGGUGGUAACGAGCACUGCCUGGAAGUAAACUACAGAAAUGACCUUUGCUGGAACGAUCAGCCCUGUUCACUCACAUUAAGCUACAUUUGUGCCAAAUCAAUGAGAUCAUGAAAAAUCAAUCUGUUUCAAAAGUACUAUGAUUGUACUACAUGCCUAUAAAUUUUGUUCUGAUC
Messenger RNA from Paramisgurnus dabryanus, 1048 nucleotides. Lineage: Eukaryota; Metazoa; Chordata; Actinopteri; Cypriniformes; Cobitidae. The record is from RefSeq and is a predicted model, not a curated record.